Molecule: messenger RNA, 4424 nt
Organism: Malania oleifera
Lineage: Eukaryota; Viridiplantae; Streptophyta; Magnoliopsida; Santalales; Ximeniaceae
Product: lysine-specific demethylase REF6
Exons: 7
Coding region: 183-4103 (1306 amino acids)
Biological process (GO): chromatin remodeling
Cellular component (GO): nucleus
Molecular function (GO): histone H3K4me/H3K4me2/H3K4me3 demethylase activity
Source: RefSeq, a predicted model, not a curated record
CUCUCCCCCGUUCUCUCUCUUCUUACAUCGUCCCCUGCCCUUCUUGAAGAAACAGAGCAACGAAAAACUCUGAAAAAAAAAUCGAAAUAAAGAAUGGCGUCUGCUCUGUUUCUCUGUUACAGAGUCCAUAAUGGCAUCUGAUUUCGAAAUUCGGAUCUAAAACUCACAGACCCUCUUCACCAAUGGCAACACCAGCAGCACCAGAGCCACCUCCAGAGGUCCUCUCAUGGCUCAAAACCCUACCGUUAGCUCCAGAGUACCACCCGACCCUAUCCGAGUUCCAAGAUCCCAUUUCCUACAUCUUCAAGAUCGAAAAGGAGGCUUCCAAGUUUGGAAUCUGCAAAAUCGUGCCUCCCGUGCCCCCUCCCCCGAAAAAGAGCGCAAUUGCGAACCUCAAUAAGUCUCUCGCGGCGCGCGCAACGUUUUCGAGCCCUAAAUCCCAAAAAACGGCACCCACAUUCACGACCCGGCAGCAGCAGAUCGGGUUCUGCCCGCGCCGGCACCGCCCCGUGCAGAGACCCGUGUGGCAGAGCGGCGAGUACUACACGUUUCAAGAAUUCGAAGCCAAAGCGAAGAGUUUCGAGAGGAAUUACUUGAAGAAGUGUCCGAAGAAGAGCCUUUCAGCUUUGGAAUUCGAAACCCUUUUCUGGAAGGCGUGUGUGGACAAACCCUUUUCGGUAGAGUACGCGAACGACAUGCCUGGGUCGGCUUUCGUGCCGGUGAAUGCGAAGAAGAAGGAUGCAGGGGAGGCUAUGAGUGUGGGCGAAACUAAUUGGAACAUGAGGGCGGUUUCUAGGGCUAAAGGCUCGCUGUUGAGGUUCAUGAAGGAGGAAAUCCCUGGCGUCACGUCGCCCAUGGUGUAUAUAGCUAUGAUGUUUAGCUGGUUUGCUUGGCAUGUUGAGGAUCAUGACCUACACAGCUUGAAUUACUUGCAUAUGGGGGCAGGAAAGACUUGGUAUGGCGUCCCCAGGGAUGCCGCAGUUGCGUUUGAGGAGGUGGUGAGGGUGCAAGGUUACAGCGGAGAGAUCAACCCUCUUGUUACUUUUGCUAUUCUUGGUGAGAAGACAACAGUUAUGUCACCUGAAGUAUUUAUCAGUGCAGGGAUUCCAUGCUGCAGGUUAGUGCAAAAUCCUGGGGAGUUUGUUGUGACUUUCCCUAGAGCCUAUCAUUCCGGGUUCAGUCAUGGAUUUAAUUGUGGAGAGGCAGCUAAUAUUGCAACUCCUGAAUGGUUGAGAGUCGCUAAAGAUGCUGCCAUACGUAGAGCUUCAAUCAAUUACCCUCCUAUGGUGUCUCAUUUUCAGUUACUCUAUGAUCUUGCGCUAGCCCUUUGUUCAAGUAUACCUAUGAGCAUCAGUGCUGAACCGCGGAGUUCCCGACUAAAAAAUAAGAAGAAGGGCGAGGGAGAAAGUGUAAUUAAAGAGCUUUUUGUGCAGGAUGUAAUAAAGAAUAAUGACCUGCUUCAAAUACUUGGGAAAGGGUCUCCAAUUGCACUUAUUCCCCAAAAUUGUUCUGACAUUUCUGCUAGGUCAAAUUUACGUGUUGGUUCCCAUAUGAAAUUAAACCCCAGACUGUCCCUUGGUUUAUGCAGUCCGGAGGAAGCAAUGAAAUCCUCAAAAAGUUUAAUUCCUGAUGAUAUGACAUUAAACAGGAAUAAAAGGGUCAAACAAUCGAAAGGUCUCUAUUCAAUGAGAGGAAAAUUUUCUUCUUCCUGUGAAAGGAAUGAGCUUCCAUCAUUUGCUAAAAAUGAUGAUGCUUGUACGUUCACUUCUCAAACACAGAAUGCAGACAUAAAAAAGGAAAGUGCAGCUCAAAUUAAUGGAGUGUCAGAACAGGGACUUUUUUCAUGUGUCACCUGUGGGAUUUUGAUCUUUGCCUGUUGUGCCAUAGUUCAACCAAGAGAAGCAGCUGCAAGAUACUUCAUGUCUGCGGAUUGUAGCUUUUUUAAUGACUGGGUUGUUAGUUCUGGAGUAACUAGUGAUGAGUUUGCUAGAGCCAGUGCGAAUGCUAAUACUUCAGAGCAGAAUUCUUCAGCUACAGGGUUAAAGGGAAAGAGCGUUCCAGAUGGUUUAUAUGAUGUUCCAAUUCAAUCAAGUGAUUUUCAGAUCCAAGCGGCAGACCAAAGUGUUGAAGUGGUUUCAGAUACUGAGACACGGGAAGGCACUUCUGCUCUUGGUCUAUUAGCAUUGGCAUAUGGGAAUUCAUCCGACUCUGAGGAAGAUCAGGCCGAACCAAAUAUUCCUGUUGUUGCUGAUGAGACUAACACAAGAGAUUGUUCAUCAGAAAGUAGAUUUCAGUGUGAUGAUUCCAAACUGCCUUCGCUUAAGCGUGACUCUCACGCUGGUGCAAAUGGGGGCUGCAGCCCCUCUUUUUCGAAGUCCAGCCCUGGGGAUGAAGUUCCACUCCAAAUUAUUGAUUCAUGUGAAGGACGUGGGCAGAAAAAUGCUACUUUUGCGGAUAGGAGUCGUAAAGCCUUUGGCCGCUCUGACAUGUUUGAAUCAAAUAACCGUGCUUCUGUGGAAUCGAAUAGUUCGGAGGGUAUGCCUAGAGGUCCAUUAUCCCAUAUCACUCCAGGUUUCUCUCUAUUUUCACAUAACAAUGAACAAACAAAGUUUAGCAGUGCCACCGUAGCUGUGGAGAAUGUGAACUUGUCAUUUCCUCCAAGGUCUGAUGAAGAUUCUUCCAGAGUGCAUGUGUUUUGUCUUGAGCAUGCCAUAGAAGUAGAACAACAGCUUCGUCCAAUAGGUGGAGUGCAAAUGUUGCUUGCUUGUCGUCCAGACUACCCUAAGAUAGAGGCUGAAGCAAGGUUAAUGGGCAAGGACAUGGGAAUUGAUUAUCUCUGGAAUAAUCUUGCAUUCAGGGAUGCCACUAAAGAGGACGAAGAGAGGAUCCAAUCAGCUCUGGAUAGUGAGGAAGCUAUACCAGGGAAUGGGGAUUGGGCUGUAAAACUGGGUAUCAAUCUAUUUUAUAGUGCCAACCUUAGCCGCUCUCCUCUAUAUAGUAAGCAAAUGCCAUAUAACUCUGUUAUAUACAAUGCAUUUGGCCGUAGUCCUCCAGCAUUCUCACCAAUAAAACCCGACGACCAAGGGAAGGGAUCUGGUAAACAGAAAAAAAUUGUGAUGGUAGGGAAAUGGUGCGGUAAAGUUUGGAUGUCCAAUCAGGUCCAUCCCCUUCUAGCAGAGAGAAAUAUUGAAGAGCAUGAACCAGACAGGACCUUCCCAGCUUUUGGGAAGCAUGAUGAGAAGCCUGAAAAAAGAUCAGAGAGUUCCCACAAAGCUGAAACUGUCAGCGUAAGGAGAAGGUCUGGAAGGAAGAGAAAGAGGACAGUGGAGAGGGGGUCGAUGAAGAAAGCUGGAAGUCCUGAAAAUGAAGAUCCAGUAAGAGCUUCUGAUGAUUCAGCAGAUGAUCAUUCGCAUCAGCAACCCCAGAGAAUUCUUAGAACCAAGCAAACAAAACAAGAAACUCCUCGGCUUAGGAACAGCAGUGAGAAGAAUACCAGAAAGCUUGAUUGUUCACAUGCUGAAGUGGAGUCGGAGGGUGGACCUAGCACCCGCCUGCGGAAAAGAAUCCCAAAGCCAUCCAAAGAUAUUGAAACCAAACCUGUAGUACAGAAGCAGUUAAAUAGGAAAAAGGCAAAGAAAGCUCCAGCCCCUAAGGCUCAAGCUGUGCACAAGGAUAAGGUUCCAGUCAGUCACAAGGACAAAGGUCCAGUUCACCACAAAGAUGCAAAGCGAAGGGAUGAGGAUGAAGAGUACCACUGUGACCUGGAGGGGUGCACCAUGAGUUUCAUUUCGAAACAGGAUCUCGUGUUGCAUAAAAGAAACAUCUGCCCGGUGAAGGGGUGUGGGAAGAAGUUCUUUUCGCACAAGUAUCUAGUGCAACAUCGGCGUGUUCAUGUAGAUGAUCGCCCCCUGAAGUGCCCGUGGAAGGGCUGCAAAAUGACCUUCAAGUGGGCAUGGGCUCGAACUGAACACAUUAGGGUUCACACUGGUGCCCGCCCUUAUGUUUGCAAUGAGGCAGGGUGUGGGCAGACAUUCAGAUUCGUGUCAGAUUUCAGCCGUCACAAGCGGAAGACCGGGCACUCAACGAAGAAGGGCAGGGGAUGAUCCACAGGAAACAUGGGAUGUAAUUAACAUUGCUGAUGAAAAAACUGUUGUUCAAUUGACAGAGAUAGAGCUAGGUCAAAAUUAGGGCUAGCUAGGAUUUCCCUGUAAUUUUUCUUCCAAUUGACAAUCAUAAUCUGAUUUGCCAUGGGCCUUGUUUAUUUGGGCCUUUCUGUUAAGUUCCACCAGAGCAAUUGCUUGGAUUUUGUAAGACUCCAUCCCCAGUGGUUGUCAGUUGUCACAUUCAAAUAUAGCCGUGAACUAGUGUUAAGACAGGCAGCUGCACCAAAAUGAACAUGUCAAAUGGAACUCUUACCAUUGUUU